Messenger RNA from Peronospora matthiolae, 1464 nucleotides. The record is from the annotation of a GenBank genome assembly. NCBI's taxonomy places the organism in Eukaryota, Oomycota, Peronosporomycetes, Peronosporales, Peronosporaceae.
AUGAUGUUACGCCGCUCCUCCACCAGUCGUGUGCGUCGCUUUUUCAGUGCGAUCGCUACGGACCUCCCACUGUCUCCAGCCGGCCUUCGUCCUCGAGGACAAGAAGCGGAUCGCAUUCCAGAGGACGUCGUGCUUGCACUAAACAAGUUCAUUGUAGGACAGCAGGAUGCCAAGAAGGCGGUCGCAGUCGCUCUGCGCUCGCGCUGGCGUCGUCAACAGCUCCAGAACGACGCGCUGCAGAUGGAGAUUUCGCCCAUGAACAUCCUCAUGAGCGGUCCUACUGGAUCCGGCAAGACGGAGAUCGUGCGACGGCUGGCCAAGAUCUCGGGCUCGCCGUUUCUCAAAGUGGAGGCCACGAAGUUCACCGAAGUGGGUAUCUACGGUGCCAAUGCUGACUCGAUGAUCAAGGACCUUGUGGACGUGGCUGUUAAUAUGGAGAGAGCUGAAGCGCAGAAAGUUCACGCUGCUGCGGCUCGAGAAUGCGCGAUCGAUCGGCUCGUGGACCUAUUAGACCGCGACAAGCUCCGUGACCGCUCACGCGCAGAUCUCCGCGAGGAGAUUGUCACUGGUCAAGCUGAUACGCGCACAGUUCGCUUGGAACUCAAGCCGCUGGCAAGUAAAGCGCGUCCAGCAGUAGCAAACCAGGAGAUGAUGAUGGAAUUUCCGCCCGAGUUGAACAACAUGAUGAAACAUCUUGACACGCUCAUGGCAUCGCGUUUUAGUGGCGGUACAAGCAAGAGCCAAGACAAGACGCAGAGCAUGACGGUGAAAGAAGCGCUGCCUCGUCUUGAAGCGGAGGAGAUGGACGCAAUUAUUGACGACGAUGAAGUAAUCAAGAGGGCGUUGGAGAAUGCACAGCACAAUGGGAUUGUAUGUCUCGAUGAGAUCGAUAAACUUGCUAGUGCUGGCGACCAGACGCGGGCAGGAGGAGAUGGUGGAAGCUACCGCAAAGGUGAAGGUGUUCAAAAGGAGCUGCUGGCCUUGACAGAAGGGUGUGCCGUCAACACUCGCUAUGGACUUGUGUACACGGACCACAUUCUUUUCAUUGCAAGUGGCGCGUUCCAUCGCGCAAAGCCGUCGGAUCUGAUGCCUGAGCUGCAGGGUCGCUUGCCGAUUCGCGUAACGCUUUCGCCUUUGGGUGCUGCCGAGUUUGAGCAGAUCCUGCGUGACACGGAGUAUAACUUGCUGGAGCAGACAAGUGCAUUGAUGGAGACAGAGGGCGUGAAGCUUACAUUCACUGACGACGCCAUUAGCGAGAUCGCGUCGAUCGCAGAGCAAGUGAACGCACAGGGCGACAACAUUGGUGCGCGUCGCUUGGCGACUAUCGUCAGCAAGAUCACGGAAGAAGUGUCUUUCCACGCUCCAAAGAUGAACGGUGUUGCGUUCACGGUCGACAAGAAAUACGUGCAGCAACGUCUUGCCAACGUGCUCGAGCGCACAGAUCUUUCAAGGUUUAUUCUGUAG